Molecule: messenger RNA, 531 nt
Organism: Lineus longissimus
Lineage: Eukaryota; Metazoa; Nemertea; Pilidiophora; Heteronemertea; Lineidae
Exons: 1
Coding region: 1-531 (176 amino acids)
Source: RefSeq, a predicted model, not a curated record
AUGUCACAACCGCCAGUUCCAGUACAGCAGGACAAACCUCCCUCCUAUCUGGCUCAGACCAAAGGGCUCAUGUCACAACCGCCAGUUCGAGCACAGCAGGACAAACCUCCCUCCUAUCUGGCUCAGACCAAAGGGCUCAUGUCACAACCGCCAGUUCGAGCACAGCAGGAAAAACCUCCCUCCUAUCUGGCUCAGACCAAAGGGCUCAUGUCACAACCGCCAGUUCGAGCACAGCAGGACAAACCUCCCUCCUAUCUGGCUCAGACCAAAGGGCUCAUGUCACAACCGCCAGUUCGAGCACAGCAGGACAAACCUCCCUCCUAUCUGGCUCAGACCAAAGGGCUCAUGUCACAACCGCCAGUUCGAGCACAGCAGGAAAAACCUCCCUCCUAUCUGGCUCAGACCAAAGGGCUCAUGUCACAACCGCCAGUUCGAGCACAGCAGGACAAACCUCCCUCCUAUCUGGCUCAGACCAAAGGGCUCAUGUCACAACCGCCAGUUCGAGCAAAGCAGGGCAAACGCUUAGUCUAG